This is a messenger RNA of Scleropages formosus (Asian bonytongue), 2978 nucleotides long. RefSeq names its product zinc finger protein 365 (gene znf365). Gene Ontology annotation, biological process: regulation of DNA strand resection involved in replication fork processing; regulation of neuron projection development; telomere maintenance. Lineage: Eukaryota; Metazoa; Chordata; Actinopteri; Osteoglossiformes; Osteoglossidae. The record is from RefSeq and is a predicted model, not a curated record. The transcript has 5 exons. Bases 56 to 1120 code for a protein of 354 amino acids.
CAUUCAGCACCAGGAGGUCCAUGAUGAACGGCACCCCGAAGCGGCUGCCAAUGAGAUGCAGCAGAAGUUAACUGAGAGAAGGGCGUUCCUAUGCAAGGAUGCGGGGUCGCCGUGUGGCGUGGCCCUCCUGCAGCUGCCUUUCCGCUGCCCCCGCUGCGGCGAGCGCCAAAGGCUCCGGGGCCUGUCUUCGCUGAGGGCGCACCUGGACUAUGGCCACGCCUACCACACGGUGCACAGCCUCAGCCCGACAUCCCGGUGGGACGCCGGUGACGAGCGGCGGGAGCGCGGGGAGCCCGAGGAGGCCAGCUGCACGGAGGAGUGCAGGAGCGCCGCGUCGGAGCCCACCGAGAGCGCUGGCAGGGAGAAGGAGAAGGCGGGCGCUGCGACGGAGGGCACUGCGGGGGAGCAGGAGGCGGAGCCUGUAGAGAGCGAGCGCCGGGGCAGCGCCGGGGGGUCUCUGAGCCUUCGGCUGACCCGGAUUGACCCCGCAGAGGCCUGUGCACGACGCGGGCUGGAUCAGGUGCUGAGGGUGACGGACAGCACCUUGGCCCGGCGCCUGCGCCGCGUGAGCACGGAUCUGGCCCAGGUGGACAUGGAGCUGCUGCACGCUCACGCCCGCUUCGAGCACCUGGCCCGAGAGAAGCAGCAGGUGCGGGAGCGCGAGAGGGCCCUCUGCAGGCAGGUGGAAACGGCCGUGAUGGAGAUCGGCCGACUGCGGGAGCAGCUGACGCUGUCGGAGCAGGAGCUGGAGAAGAAGCAGCUGGAGGUCGUCUCGAUUCACAAUUUUCUGGAAGCGGCCGCCCAGCAUGAGAUGUGUGGGAAAGCGCGUCUCCAGCGCUUCAUUGAGAACAUCCUUCAGCGGAUCGCCCUCGCCGAGAGGCUGCUCGAAUACUAUCAGAGUAUCGCCAACAUGCGCCACUGCAGAAACUAUUUGAUGUUCCAGCCUGUUGAGAACGGACUGAACGGCCUGAGCGAGAACAGGUCGGCGGGCCGCGCCGAGACGUCGGCCGUUUCCCCGGAAGGCAAGGCGCUCUCCGCCCAGAACGGAAGGUCCGUUCCCAGCUCCUCGAGAGGGAGGCAGGGCUCCGGGCCGAGCUGCUGCCAGUCCGACCACACGUGAGGGGGCUCGGACCCGGGUUCGAAAGAGGGCGGGCCUAUGAGGCUCGAGCCCUUAACCGGGGACCCGUUGUGUUCUGACUGAGCUGAUGUGUUCUUGCUGCUGCUGCUGCUGCUGGACUGAAGGCUGCGUGCGCUUGGAGAGCGAAGGACUGAGCGGGACACAGCAGGAGCGUGUCAGCGUAAAAAUACCGUAUCGCGUGGGAAUGUGAAGUACAUUAGAGUACACUGUCCAGUAAAAUAACAACGGUAGCUUUAGAUCGCACAUCCUCCUCUUCAGCCAAAGGCAAUACGUAGCGGUUACCGCGUUUUAAAAUAUUUAACUCAUGUCCUCUCGUGUGCGUACCCGUGGUGGUGGGAUCAUGACAUGAAGUUGAGGUGCGUGGGAUUUUUUUUUUUUUUUCCCCCAUUAACCCUAAAGACGUACAGGAGGGGGGGGUCAUAUAGAUUUUUUUUUAGAGCAAACAUAGGCAAACACUUUCUUUUUAUGCCAAAGGAAUAAAUGAGUGAGAAAAUUUUAAUUUCCUUCACGUUAAAUUGCACUUCCGCUGCUUACGGUGUCACGGGUUCCGCGACAAAUUUGUUUUCUGCGAAUUAAUUCUCGUGCCGCAGACCGUGCGACGAAACCUCCAGAAGAAUUUCCAUGUCCCGUACGGAUAGUUUUAACUAUAUAAAUUGUCGAACAGGUUGUGCGGGACAGCUGGUCCCUAAUAACACGUUCAAGUUGUAGUUCAUGUUUAAUAUCAAUAUUAUAACUGUGAAUGUUUAUAUUGCAUUGUUUUAAAAAAAAAAAAAAAAAAAUGGAGCGUAAAUAACCUCGAUCCUCACGUUAAUUGCGUUUCCUCGACAUUUGUACCUUCGCGCGAGUGGGAUUCUCCAUGAAUCGAGGUGGGUGGCGGUAUAAAGGGAGGGGGAGGAAAGGCGCGAAAUCCGUGCUUCCGGAAGAAUGCGGAAACUGCAUCGCGUGCCGUCCGCAGGCCACUUGUGGACGUUGAGCAAUAAUCCACCAUAGCUGGCGCCUUGUUUUAUUAACAGCUUGAGAGCUUCGCUCGGCCGGACUCGAGCACUGUAGCGCUGAACUCAUAACUCACCGAUGUUUGCUGAAUGUCCAUUCGGUCCAGUGUGAUACUGUGAUUUACUAAUUCGUGGAGAUUCCUGCAUCGUGAGCUUCUGUGCUGGUGUGCUGCAGUAAACUGAGAUACAUAUACAUACACACACACACACAUAUAUAUAUAUAUAUAUAUUUUUAGAAACCUAAUGCUUAUAUGCCCCAGAUGCAUGACAUAUAGAAUUAUUGCUGGAGUACAUGCUCUGCGAUUUAUACGCUCCGAUCUGUGUCAUGACAGAAAGUUGCACGAACCACUUUUUUAAAACCACAAGGUAUAUUUUCACGGCAAUGAAAUAUUAUGACAGCUGACAAUCAUCGUUUGUAGCCAAACUGACUGCAGGUGUGAGCUUAUGUGUAGUACAUGUAGACACUUGUAUUGACUGUAGUUUGAUAUCCGAGGUGUCGAGGAGUCCAGUCCCUGUAUAUCGUGUCGAAGGUGGUUUAUCGGUUGUGUGUGCCUUCACGUUCCAACACUGUAGCUCAUGACACACUGUGUUUACUGCAACGCUGUGGUAAUCUGUGGUACUCUGUGAUAUGAAGAAUAAACUUUGAGACUGGCGAACCCAGCUGCCCAUCUGCGUUGAGAGACUGUGGCAUCGCAUCUCUUUGACCCUCUUGAUAUUUGUUCCUUCUUCGCUUCGCUCAAUACGCCAUCCUUCCGCCAUCAAUUGCCGCUGGUCCAGCACAGGGUCCCGGUGAUCCGGAGCCUGUCACGGACACAUAGGGUGUGAGGCAGGGUGUACCGUGGCCUGGA